GAGUACAGCUUGUGCUCACACAGACCCGCCGCAGGACCCGUAUACGUACCGCACGCCCACGCAAGCACGCACGCACGCACGCACGCUCGCUCGCUCGCUCCAGAUUUGGGGACCAGCAAUUAAGUUGUGCGUCGUCGAGAAGGCAAGGAACAGGAUGAGUGUAGGCGGGGCGCGGUUCGGGGCGCGCCGCGCCCACACAGCUGAAUACGAAUCUGAAUGCCUCGACUCCACAUCUCCUAUACCGCACUACCGCCUGCAUCCCUCUCCUCAUCUCGACGAGUCCCGAGUGCCUGAACAAAGUAAACUAAAGCGACGAACAAACUCCAGCGACGAACGCGUGAUCCUUCAUCAUCACCUUGACGCCGCAUCGACAUCGCCUUCGUCGAGCGAGGACGAAGUGGUAGCCGAGCAUUCCGAGCGACGCUUCGCGAUCCAGGCGCAUAGCAGGCUUUGCAACCAGCCAGCCAACUCACCGACUUCAUUUCUUCUCAUUCCAUACUUUACCCUCCACCCUUCAUCUCGGCCUGCUCUAUCCGACACCAAAACGUCGGCUCCGAUAGCGCCUCACCGAUCAUCAUUGGUCGAGCUUCGCGCCGGAUUUCUGGUCCGCUCGGCCGCACGCAGCUCAUCGUGUGAAUACAACGUUUCGUCGAGGCCCGCAAGUCGUACUUCGUUGAAGCUCAAGCCCAUUUGGACCUUGAAAGUUCAGAGCCUACCUGUAGCGGACGUGUUGAAAAACGAUCUGUAGCAGACGGACAGCAGCACUCAAGGAGGUAGAACACAGCACCGCUUCUCUCUUCUCCUUCAUCUGCUCGCUCUUCAUCAUGCUUCCCGCACAGCGCAACAAGGUCGACAUUUCUGUGAGUAGCGGCGUAACUCGACACGUGGAGCAUCGAAUGGCUACUUGUAUCAUGUAGUACGGUUUGUGAUUGGGUCGUGAGGAAUAUCUGGGACUGAGACAAUGGCUUGGACAACUAAGAAGACACGUGCCACGACGAAUACCGGAAAGGCUGGCCAGGCUCGUCAGGGACGGGUUGUAUGCGACUGAGCACACCGUAUCACGAGCGGUGGCUUCCAGAGUGCUAGACGGAUUUGCAGGGUUAUCGCACUCUAAACGUGUGUAGGCCCGACCACCUUGCUCACCUUGAGG
Molecule: messenger RNA, 1150 nt
Organism: Ceraceosorus guamensis
Lineage: Eukaryota; Fungi; Basidiomycota; Exobasidiomycetes; Ceraceosorales; Ceraceosoraceae
Exons: 1
Coding region: 155-748 (197 amino acids)
Source: RefSeq, a predicted model, not a curated record